Messenger RNA from Caretta caretta (loggerhead turtle), 5078 nucleotides. It is a transcript of the gene SH2D3A, whose product is annotated as SH2 domain containing 3A. Gene Ontology annotation, molecular function: phosphotyrosine residue binding; guanyl-nucleotide exchange factor activity. Gene Ontology annotation, biological process: small GTPase-mediated signal transduction; positive regulation of peptidyl-serine phosphorylation. The record is from RefSeq and is a predicted model, not a curated record. NCBI's taxonomy places the organism in Eukaryota, Metazoa, Chordata, Testudines, Cheloniidae.
UCCCGGGCUCCGCUGCUCUCGGGGGUGGGUCCGGGCCCUGGGCGGAGCCGCUGCCGGGCGCUGGAAUGUGCGGAAUGGGGAGAGCGGCGAGCCCGGGGCUGGCGGGGACCUGCCGGGGCUGGAGGGAGCCGGAGCCGCGCACGGGACCCCCAAGCGCAGCGCUGCGCCCCAACCGCUCAGCGUCCGGCACAGCGGGGCCCUGAUCUCAACGGGGGCAUGGACAUGCAGGGGGUGGGACUCGAUGACCUCCUGUGGUCCCUUCCAACCCGGAUAGUCUGUGAUUCUAUGACACUGCCCUGUCCUGAGGAGGCCUACGCAGAGGUGACCAUGGAGUUGGCCAAGGAGAAGCUCAGGAAGGAGCUGGAGGAAGAGCUGAAGCUCAGCACGGAGGAGCUGCGGAGCCACGCGUGGUACCACGGCUGCCUGCCACGGGAGGAGGCCGAGUCCCUGCUGGGGGAGGACGGGGAUUUCCUGAUCCGGGACUCAGGCUCCAGCCAGGGGGACUAUGUGCUGUCCUGCCGCUGGCGGGGCGAGACCCUGCACUUCAAGAUCAUCCGGGUGGUGCUGCGCCCUCGCCAGGGCUACUCCCGCACCCUCUUCCAGUUCGAGCAGGACCAGUUUGACAACGUGCCGGCCCUGGUGCGCUUCUACGUGGGCAACUGCAAGCCCAUCUCGGAGACCUCGGGCGCCGUGGUCUCUCGGCCCGUCAACCGGGAUGUGCCGCUGCGCUGGCUGCAAGAGCGCUACGGGGCCACCGGCCAGCCCCGUCUGGACAAGCAGGAGCCGGCUGAGGGGGACGUGGCUCCUGCCCACAGACUCGGCCGCCACAGACUCACCGCUGGGGAGAUGCCGACAGAGGGGAACCUGCUCCGGGUGAAAGACAAAAGCGGGAGCCAGCCCACCGGGCUGGAUCAGCUGGGCCGGCGCCCCCUGCUCUACACGGCACAGUCAGACAGUAACCUGCGGACAGGCAGCCCGGAAGCUCCAGCCGGCACCCAGGAAUGGAGCAAGCUCCCGCCCCCCUCACCCGUCUUCCGCACUGGCAGCGACCCCGUGCUGCGGCCCCCGGCCCCCCGGUGCCUGGACCCCGAGGGGGGUGCAGCCCUGAGCGGCUCGGAGGGGCAGCUGCACUCCAGGGCUCCCCCCAAGCCCCUGCGGGCCCCUUCCAUGCUGGUGGGCGACGCCCCCCAGGAGCAGCCCAGCACCUACUGCGAGCUGGUGCCCAAAGCCCCGGCCGGCCUGCGGAGCCACGUGGCUCGGCUGCACACCGAGGAGAAGUGGCGUGGCCGGGCCCGGGCCACGGACACAGCCUUUGGCUUCCUCGAGGAUGAGGGGGUGCCGCUCCCCCGGCCACGCCACUACGAGGAGGACUUUGUGCGCCCCCUACUGGAGACAGCCUCCUCCUUCCAGCCCCACAGCUUCCCCUCGCUCCUCCUGCCCCCCGACAACAAGCCCCUGGAGCCCGGCGCCCUCAAACGGCUCAAGGACCUCUUCACCCGGCAUGACUGCCGGACCAUGGCCCUGCAUGUCCUCUACAUGGACUGUCUGGUUGGCAGGAUCACCAGGGUGCCUAGGGAGCAGCAGCAAGCGAUGGGGGUAAGCUCGGGUCUGGAGCUGAUCACCCUGCCUCACGGGCACCAGCUGCGCCUGGACCUGUUGGAAAGGCACCAUCUCAUGGCCCUGGGCAUCGCGGUGGACAUCCUGGGCUGCACCGGGGGCGUGGCGGAGCGAGCCGGCACCCUGCACAAGAUCGUCCAGCUGGCUGUGGAGCUGAAGGGCUCGGCCGGGGACCUGUUUGCUCUGUCGGCCGUGAUGAAGGGCCUGCAGCUGCCCCAGGUUGCGCGGCUGGAUCAGACGUGGCAGAAGCUGCGGCAGACCCACACCGAGAGCGCCAUCGCCUUCGAGAAGGACCUCAAGCCCUUCGUGAAACGCCUCAACCGGGGGGAAGGGAACUCCUCCCCCGGAGAGGUCGCCGUCCCUCACCUCCUGCCUCUCAUCAGCCUCAUGGAAGGGGAGCAGCUCUGGGACGACCACGAGGAGAGCUGCGACCUCCUCUUACGGACGCUGGAGUCCGCCCGCUCCAUCGCCACCAGCGCCGGGGCGUACAAAGCCACCGCAGAGGCCAAGCUACAAGGAUUCCAAGCCACGGCGGAGCUCCUCGAAGCUUUCCAAACCGAGUUCGCGCUCCGCUUAUUCUGGGGCAGCAAAGGAGCGGCCGCGGACCGGGCCGAGCGCUACAGGAAAUUCGACGCCAUCCUCACGGUGCUGUCCCAGAAACUAGAACCAGCGAGGAAAACGGAGCCCUGAGUUUCCUCCACCGCCACGGCACAGCCCACGAACAAUGGCUUGCAGAGCCAAGACAGGAUGGAGGAGCAACAGCGCCCCACUGCCCAGAGAUCUCUCCCCUAGCCUGGCCGCCAGUGCCGGUAGCAGGAUGGGGGCAGGGGAACGAGCCCGAGCCCAAAAGCCUCCCGGGCCCCACCUCUGCAGAGGACGGGGGGUACAGAGAUUUCAGCGGCUUACGCCCGGGCAGUAUUCUACCAGCCCCCCCCCCGCCCGCCUUGCUGCUGGAGGCGGCUGCUCCGUGUGCAGAAGCUUGCAGGAGUGAGGAGGAUUGGUGGACCCAUUGCACCCACGGCUUUUUAAAUGCAAAAUGCCACUGCAGCUGCAGCUUCCCCUGCCUCUUUGCCAGCGUGGGAGGGUGUGAGAUGGUGAAAGGGAGCAAAGUAGCAGGGGGGAUUCCCCCUCCCAGCAAAGCGUGUGUGGGAGGGGUGGUGGUUGUAGCAAUAGGAAUAAACCAAAGCCUUCCAGCUGGUUUUGGUAACGGCUGCAAGGGUUGCUCCAGGCCCUGGGGUGCUGCAGUUACGCAGGGGCGGCGAUGUGGGGCUCUGGCAGAGGGGGGCUAAGUUGCAGCUUGGGGCAAGUUGGACUGGUGCAGGAGGAGCGGGGCUAGAACUCUCAGCCUGGGGCUUGAGGGCUGUUGUCUUUCCCAGGACAGGGCAGGGCGGUAGACACCCAUGGGGCCCUUCACCCCCAUUCAGGGGGUGCCCUAGCCUGAAGGGGGAUCCACGCCCUGCCCCCUUAGAAUGACCACUGGAGGCUUAGAGGAAGUUAAAAAUCUCUGCCCCUGUCCCCUUCUCCCCUGAAAUGAAGCAGGUUUGUGCUGCCCUCAAUGCAUGGGGGGAGCUCCCCUGAGCGGGGAUGGCAAGGAGGCUGUUAUCUCUGCCCCGGAGGUGAAGAAUUGCCUAAUGGUUACAGCAGGAGACACCUGGGUUCGGCAGCCAGUUCUGCAGCAGCGGGAGCAGAAGGGGUGAAGACCUAGAAGAGGCUGGCCAGGAGUUAGACUAGGACCCCCGUAGCAUCCCCACCCCCACCCCGGUCCCCCAACACGCUCCUCAGCCGAGGGCAGUGGGGAAAUGAAACCAGACAAUGCACCACAGAGGGGAACAGUCCAAGCCAGGCUGUGGUGUCCACCCCGAGUCUAUGCUCAUGUGAGGGGAACCAGCUUGAGGCAGUGCCCCCCCCCGAGUCUAUGCUCAUGUGAGGGGAACCAGCCUGAGGCCGUGCCCGUCCAAUGCCCUAAGGAGCGGCUGGCCAGGAGGGUUAUGCCUAUGAGAGCCUAAGCUGGGAAUUUAAACGAGGGUAGUUACAAGGGGGCUUAGCCCUGUGUGGAUGCUCUGAACUCAGGCGAAGCCCUUGUCUAGGGGGAAGCCAUACCACUCCAAGUGAGGGUGUUAAUUUAAGCCCCCUGCUCUCUGUAAACCAAUGCACACUCCAGCUCCACUAAACUGCUCUUCCCUUCAUGGGGUCCCCCUCUCUUCCUCACAUCCACUGUGGAGUAAGAAGGGGGGUGGCUGGAGACAGCACAAGUGUGACUGGCCCCCUGCUCUGCUCUAGCAGAAAUUAGCAAUUGAAAUGUUGCCUCUAACACACUAUUGGGAACUUCCAAAUGGAAGUAAAAGUACCACGUCCCUGACGGGGAAACUGAGACAGGCCGAUAGUCACACAGCAAAAUCAAGGGAAGGCAAAGAUAGGACUCCACACCUACUUGAGCCCAUGCCCCUCCCACAGCUGAGAAUAGAACCCAGGAGUCCAGACUCCCAGUCCCCCUCCUCCCCUGGGCCUAGCCCUGCUAAUGGAACCCAGGAGUCCUGGUGGCCAAUUCCCCCUACUCUAAACCCACUAGCACCCUGUGAGGCCACCUGUGUUCUGGUCCACCACAGCGCAGCUGGGGGGUUGUCACUGCCUCUGUGCCUCCGUUUCCCCAAGCGAAAAACAGGGAUAAUCGUUCCUUAGCUCUGUCCUCACUGAAAAACCAGGAUGCAUUUUUACUGCCGGGUAGCCGCAAGAGGGCUGUACAUCGCAUUAGCAGACAGGGUAAUUUACCUCACCCGAGGUAGUCCAGAACAACCCUCCAAAGCUGGGGCUGGCCUCAACUAGCUACAUAGCAUUUAAACGCUUCCCGGGCCACAUCCCCAUCCAGGCUCUCCAGCACACGAGCAAAAAAGAAGCGCCCUUAACUCGUUAGCCAACACACUGACGCAAGGCGGAGCUCCAGGGAAGAGCGGGCGUAGCCUCAGGGAAACCUUAAGCCCCUCCGUAGUUUGUAGCUGGACCUGCUAGCACCUGUGAACACUAGACCCUGCCUCGGCCACACGAGAGCGUCCUCACCUGUAUGAGAAUCCCUCCGGGUUUGUCUUCGCCGUACAGCUGCAUCGCUGUAGUGCGGGAGUGAAAACGCUCCUCUCCCGCCAGGGGAGCUGCUCCCGGCGGCGUAGUUAAGCCUCCGCCCCGAGAGAAACUCUCCCGUCAACAGAGCGCCGUGUACACAGGGGGUAAGUCGGUAUAACGGCAUUGCUCAGGGGUGUGGAUUUUUCACACCCCCUAGAUCGACAGAGGGGGUGUGGUGUAGACCUCGCCCUAGUGAGGACGAGGACCGGAUGCCUGGUCCCCGGGCCACCACAAUGGGGCCCUGCUCUCAGCUGGGGGGCUUCUAGACAGGACGGUAACCUACCCAACUAGCCGCGCCCCUCUCCCUAAGAGCAGGGUGGGCUAGGUGGCGCUGGAAUAUGGACGAA